This is a messenger RNA of Microcebus murinus (gray mouse lemur), 874 nucleotides long. It is a transcript of the gene INAFM1, whose product is annotated as InaF motif containing 1. The record is from RefSeq and is a predicted model, not a curated record. Lineage: Eukaryota; Metazoa; Chordata; Mammalia; Primates; Cheirogaleidae.
GGCGGUCCUGGGGGGCCGUGCGGGGCGGGGCCUGUGCGGCCGCGGUGCGGGCCGAGUGGGCUGCGGGGAUGCGAGGCACGAGCUGUGUGGGCGGUGGCGGCGAAAGCCCCGGCGGCUCCGGGCUGAGCGAGGGCCCGCGGGGUCGCUGGCUGCGCCUGGCCCCGGUCUGCGCCUACUUCCUCUGCGUCUCGCUGGCCGCCGUGCUGCUAGCCGUGUACUACGGGCUCAUCUGGGUCCCCACGCGGCCCCCCGCGGGCCCCGCCGGCCCGCUGCCCAGCGCGCCGUCCCCUCCGUGCGCUGCCCGCCCGGGCGCGCCGCCUGCUCCAGCUCCCGCCGCUGCGUCCAUCUCCUGCCUCCUGGGAGCCCCUGGCGGGCCGCGACCCCAGCUCCAGCCGCCACCGAGCCGCCGCCGUCGCCGCCGCAGCGACCCCAGCCGUGGCCAAAGUCGCCAGACGCCCAGAGAGACGCCAGAGGCCGCGGAGGGGUGAGGACCCGGGUAACGCUCCCUUCCACCCCAACCCGGACCAUCAGCCCUCGAGAGCCCGGUGCUCCAUGCCGCGGAUGCGCCGGCCCCGGUGGGCCCUGGCUUCCUCUUAAUGACAUCGCCCAGCGUCUCCGGAGCCAUCGUCGUCAUCCUGAAGAAUGGGGGGUAAGGGGGUGUCGGCUCCGGGCCUCACCCCUUGCAGCUCCUCCGCUGUCAGGCGGGGUCCUCCACCAUCUGGUCCGCUGUCAGGCGGACCCCAUCCUGACUUCUGCCUCCUGUCUUCCCCCUCUAGGAUUCUGAGCACAGAGCCCAUAGCUCACCCUUCUCAUCUCCCCGAAUCUCUGUGUCUGUCUGUCCACCUGCAAUAAACUCCAGCCCCAGGUGCCUCGU